Messenger RNA from Stegodyphus dumicola, 6840 nucleotides. It is a transcript of the gene Tmc, whose product is annotated as Transmembrane channel-like. The record is from RefSeq and is a predicted model, not a curated record. NCBI's taxonomy places the organism in Eukaryota, Metazoa, Arthropoda, Arachnida, Araneae, Eresidae. Gene Ontology annotation, cellular component: plasma membrane. Gene Ontology annotation, molecular function: mechanosensitive monoatomic ion channel activity.
GAUAAAUAAACGGACUAGAUCGUCUGAUCGCUGAAUGAUAUGUGAGCGCAUUAUGGACAGAACUGUCAAUUGGAAGUUUGGCAUUGCACUAUUCACCGAACGAAGAAGAUGCCAAUCCUAUGAUAGAACUUUUGUGGCACUUUUAUUCAGUCAAAAUUAAAUUUUUAGAGCAAUGGCCGAUGAACCGGAUGAUGAUGAGUUAGAAGCGUAUCUACGGAGUAGUUUAAGCGAACGCAGAAGGAGCAGAUGGGGGCGGCAGUCGCUGCGCAGGGGGUCUUCUCCCUUCCUCACCGAGGCCAUGGCAGCCAAACACGGCAGAAGACUCUCAUCCUUCACCACUUCUUCGGGAGAUGACACUGCCAUUUCGAUAGAAGAAGAGGAGACACCCGAAGAGGUGAAAGAAAACAUGCGCCUCAACAAACAGAUCAUUGAAACUAUCAAACUGCAACCUUGGAGAAUGAAGAAAAAAUACAAAAUAUUGCGAAAAGCGAAGGCAUACGUCCGCAAGCACGAAGGAGAAUUGGCUCAAAGUAAACGAUCAAAGGACGUUUUCGCCAAGUAUAGGCUGUGGUGGAGUAGAGGUCUGAAUCGAUUCAAGAGAGAAGUUGCCAAUUUUAUGGUUAUGUUGACGCCAUGGGAAAUGCGUAUCAAAAGGAUAGAAAGUCACUUUGGAUCUGUGGUGGCUUCUUAUUUCACCUUUCUUAGAUGGGUAUUCUGGAUCAACUGCUUUAUUUCUGCCUUCGUGUGUUGUUUCCUAAUGGUGCCUGAAGUACUUCGUGGAGCAGAAGACCCGACAGGUAUGCGCAAAGAAAUAGAAAGUGACGAAAAAGAAAGCGCCCUAAAUCUCAAAAACAUCUGGGAUUUCGAAGGAUAUUUAAAGUAUUCGCCUAUUUUUUACGGUUAUUACAGCAACCGAGAGAAAACGGAAGAAGGGUACAGAGUUCCAUUAGCAUACUUCCUGACUUCCAUUUCCGUUUACUGCUUCAGUUUUUUUGCCAUAUUAAGGAGAAUGGCGGAAAAUUCAAGAAUGAGCAAAUUGUCAGAGAAAGAUGACGAAUGCACUUUCGCCUGGAAGUUAUUCACUGGCUGGGAUUACAUGAUCGGAAACCCGGAAACAGCUUACAACAAAGUUGCAUCUUUAGUUAUGGGUUUCAAAGAAGCCAUAUUGGAAGAAAAAGAAAAAAAGAAAGAAGUUAAAAGUUGGAAGUUAAUAGCAGUUCGUGUAGCCGCUAAUUUUGCAGUCUUUAUACUCCUGGCUUCCAGCGCGUAUGCUGUGGUUCUUGUCGUCACGCGCUCCCAGGAGCCUGAAGCUCAAGAGGGUGGAUCUUGGUACAGACAGAAUGAAGUCACUUUGGUUGUUUCUUUCAUCUCACUUUUGUUCCCCAAUCUUUUUGAUAUGAUUGGAAUAGCUGAGAAGUAUCAUCCCCGAGUUCAACUCAGGUGGCAGCUAGCUAGAAUACUUCUUUUAUAUCUUCUGAAUUUGUACACACUCAUCUUUGCUCUUUUUGCCAAGGUUUACAAAACAACAGACGAACUGGCUGUUUUGGCCAAAAACAUCACAGAGACCAUCGAUGCCCAGAAUGCAUCUCUCAGACACACACGGAGCCUCCUUGAGAUUAAGGAAGAUCUCACCGAGUCUACCACUCUUCUUUCGCCUUACAACUGCACAUUCAUUAUCAUCUACAACUGCACUCUUGCGGCCCUCUACUCGAGCCUUAACCUCACCGACUUUCCUCUCACCACAACGGCCUUCCCUUCCAACAUGACAGCUGUGGACGGAGAUUAUUUUCUGGACAACUCUACAACGGAAAAUGACUUGCAUCAUAUACUGCAUGUAGCUAACUUAACAGCGGCUGCGUUGAAUAGCACGACUGACAACUCCUCCUUGGUGUUCGUUAAUAUCAUUCAUGUACCCAAGGAUAAUAAUAAUAAUUCCCACUCGAUGUUGCCUAAUAGCUCUCCAUACGUCGAUACUGACAAAAUACAGUGGGUCAUUCCUCUAGACCUCAUCAGCGAAAUACCCAAUAACUGGACUACCUUCGAAAAUUUCAAUGAAUCCCUGAGUACAUUGGUGCCGCUCCUGUCAACUGCAUUUUUAUUAAACGAGACAACAACGACAGAAAGCCCUGCAGAGGAUGAUGACAGUACGACGACAGAUUCUGGUUGGCCGCCCGAACUGAACUGCACUGUCAUGAUCCCUGUCUGUUUUCCGUCUCCUGACUUCACAACGGAAGAUUCAGAUCUUGCUUCGACAACUGAGGGCUUCGAUAGCACCACAUCGGACGACGAUUUUGACUUGACGCUCAACGGCACUGAUUCCUCGGAAAAUGCAACUUCUGUUCGACCUUGUGCUGGAAUAAUUCCGGACGAAGAUGCUCCUUGUCCGAAGAAGUGCAUGAAGGAAGAGAAGAAACACCGUAUGCCAACGCAAGAAGAUCUCCUCAAUAUUCCCGACUCCACCAAAGAUCUGCUGCGGAAGAAGUGUUGGGAAACUGCAUUUGGACAAGAGCUGGUAAAGCUGACUGUCAUGGAUUUAGUUAUGACAGUCAUUUCCACAAUUUUAACAGACUUUCUGAGAGCAGUAUUCGUUCGAUACGCCAAUAAUUGCUGGUGCUGGGAUCUCGAAAAAGGCUUCCCAGGCUAUGGAGAUUUCAAAAUAGCUGAGAAUAUUCUACACUUGGUAAAUAAUCAAGGCCUAGUUUGGAUGGGUAUGUUUUUCUCGCCUGGUUUGCCAGCAAUCAACACAGUAAAGUUGUGCAUCCUGGUGUACGUGAGAAGUUGGGCUGUUCUCACUGCCAAUAUUCCUCACGAGACAGUUUUCCGCGCCUCGAGGUCGAAUAACUUCUAUUACGCACUUCUGCUCAUCAUGCUGUUCCUCUGCACGCUGCCGGUUGGCUUUGCUUGCGUUUGGCUGGAACCAUCGUGGCAUUGUGGGCCUUUCAGCGAGCAAAAGAGAAUUUAUAACGUCCUCACGUCCUACGUCUUGAGUGCCUUGCCUUCCUUCAUGGUUGACGUGGUCAAAUACUUGACAUCUCCAGGAGUCGUAAUACCUCUAUUACUACUUCUCAUAUUAAUUAUAUAUUACUUGUUUUCUCUAACGGGUUCUCUGAGAGAAGCGAACAACGACCUCAAAAUGCAGCUAAGAAGAGAAAAAAGCGAAAAAGAAAAACCUCCAAAAACAGAAGAAAAACCUCCGGAAGCGGUGGAAUUGCCGGACGAUUUGACAAAAUGGUCUUCUGCAAAGAAAAUAAUUCCAGUGCUGCCGAACAAAUUCCGACCAUCCAGCCAGUUACUCGGAGACGACUCGGACGAUAGUCAUGAUACUCCUUCUAAAAAAAGUAAACGUAUCCAGUCCUCGGAUGAGCAGUAUGUAGGUACGGAAGAUAAGAAAGCCCACAGAGAAGAGCACGGGUAUCACAAGGAUAGGAUCGGCCGACGUCCGUCUCCGAUGUCAACCGAAUCGCACAGAUCUUCCUCUGAAGGAGACGAUCGAAAAUGGAUCCGAAGAGGAGGCAUUACAGGAAACGGAGACUUGCCGCUCAUUACGAUCAGCCAAGCAUCGGAAGGAAGAGAUUCUCCAGGACAGCUAUCCAGCCUAAACUCUUCAGAAGAGGCAACUCCUCCUUCCAGCAUCACUUCUAGGAGAAGACCAGGUCUUAUUCCUUCGGUGAGCGAACAAGAGGAAGAUCUUUACGUAGAAGAAGAAGAGGACGAGGAUUUAACCAUCGAGAUUCGAGACCACACUCAUUUUGAGCCCAUUCGGGAUGCGCAGGAGAAUGGUGAACAAGAGGAGGUUGCUUUCACUCCAGAGAUGUUACCAUCACUCAGGGAUACAGCGGAAACAAAGGGCCUUACAGGUUGUGCACGUCCACGCAUACGGCACAUGGACGAGAGUUCUUCUACGGAACCUGAAUAUGACGAUUAUUGCAAUAAAUCCACACUUCCCAUGGAUUCUUGCCCGAACAAAAGGGGUCUUCCUUCCAGCCGAUCCGGCCGCCAGUCUUCGCUGCAGAGGUCAAAGGCUGUCAAAGGAAGCGACAGCCUGGGAAGCACAGAUUCGAACACUCUGAGACCCCCAUCACCAGAACCAGAAGUUAGGAGAGCAAAAAUUCAAAGACUGGACACCGAUUCUUUGUGAGCAAACUGAAUGGCAUUUCACAAAAAUUACCAAAAGUACGACGAUUCGAAAGUCUGGAGAUCUUCAUAUUCCAUCGUCUCUGGUAAUGGAUUUCUGGAUCUCGAAGCAGCUCCCGCUGCUGUUAAUGGCCGUUGGACACACAAGGAAAAAAAGAAAACAAAACCUUUAUAUAGAUACAUAUCUUUUAUUGUUGUCACAACCUCACACAUUUUCCCACACAAAGAACAAAUUACUGCACGAAUGUGUAAUUUUUGUCCUAAGCUCUUUCAACUACUUAAAAGUAUCCACGGUUGUCGCGCUUUCGCUUUAUCUAGAUAACUACUUCUUGGGGUGUCUACCCCAGAGUUUAACUUUGUUCAAUAUAGUAAAGCUGCUUUGUUAAAAUAACGAUGGAAGUAAGGCAUUGGAAUUUUAAUAACAGAACUCGUUAAGUAUUCCUUUAUAACUUAUGCCCCCUUCUAUGUAUUGAACGUUAGGAAUAGUUUUGUUGAUAUCAUAUAACAUUUUCUAACCUUAUUUCUAUAAUAUUUUGAGUUUAUUGCCUGAGAAAAAAUAAGAAUGAGGAACAAUUUAUGAAUAAAUUAUUUUUAAUUCAAGAAAGAAAUAUAUGCAAAUGAUUAAUCAUUAUUUAAUUACCUUAUAUACUCGCAAAUAAGUCGAAUUAUAAACUUCUAAAAUCAAUCACAAAAUUAAAUGUUUCAGUAUACGCACGUUUAAAAGUAUGAUUUUGUAUGAUUUUAGAUAUAUUUAGUAAUUAUAUUACUUUGGUAACUGUUUUUCUGUCAAGUAUUAUAGCUCUCGAUGCAAUUUCAUAAAAACAAAUGCUAAGUUAAAAAUAGUACUUUUGUUGUAAACUAAAUAGAAUUUAUACUCGAAGGGAAUAUAAACUUUCUAUUAUAAUUAUUUUAGAAAUCAAAAUAAAAUUAACGUCUAUAGAAUAAAUUUCAUUCGAAAUUUUAUCAUAUUUAAUCGUCUUCGUCUGACACUGAAAUCUGAUCCUUUUUUCUGAAUGAGGUUUCAAAGUCGCUUAUUCGUCGUUGUAUUCGACUUAUAUAUCCGACAUUUUAAAUUUCCGGAAAUUUUACGAUAAAAUAAAACCUCGACUUUAAGCUAAAGCACUUAUGAUAGUAUAUAAGGUAAGUGUUUUAAUUAGGUGACCUUAAAAACAAACAAAAAAAUCUUUCGUAUCUUAUUGUAAAAAAUAACAUUCAAUGACUAAACUCUUCGUGAGAUAGUUGUAUUAAAAUUUGAAAGAAAUAUUUUCAUAUGAAUCUUUUCAUUCAAAUAAAAAAAUGACAUGAGCUCUAGCCGCUGUAUCUAUUACAUUUAUUUAUCUAAUUACAAGGCAUAUUUUCACUUCAUAGGCUUAGUCUUGCCUUAACAAGGUUUACUUGUCAGAAUUUUACAAUGACAGUCUAAAAAAUAAAUAAUCAGCAAACCAUUGUUUAGCAAUCAGAUCAGAAAACAAUCAGGCAGAAGAUCAAUAGUGACUAGAGCUCUAUUUGAUAAGUACUUAAUGCAUAGUUAUACAAAUUGAUUCAACUAGAAACCAAAAGCUUUGCAACUUGAGCAGUUUUAUAAGCACUCAAAAUUUUUCAAAAUUAUAAUGACAGCUAGUUUCUUUUACGAUGAUUGAGCCAAAUUAGAGAAUAAGCAAAGAGAAAAUAAGCAGUGAUUACAGUUCUGUUUGUAAAAUUUAAUGUAUAGAUAUACAAACUGAAAGAUUUAUAAAGAAAAUAGAUAGUAAACUAGAGCUCUAUUUGGCAGAUUUAAUGUAUAUUCAUACCAACUGGAAUUGCUACAAACAAUAUGGCUUUGCAUCUUGGGCAGUUUGGUAGGGAAAUGUGUCUCUGGCUAUCCUAAUACUCUUUUAAAAUCAUAAAUGAAUUUAUACUAUUUUAGCUAAAUCGUAAUAUCGUAAGAAAAACACAUUAACUACUUAGCAUUAAAAACCGUACUUAAUAAACUACAAUAGCACAUUUUGAAAAUAAAACACCUUCUGCGUACUUCAUGACCAUCAGACAGGCAAAGAUCUCAUAAAAUGUCUUGUUUUGCGCCAUUUGAAUCUUUCUGCUCAAUGACGAACUGCCAUCAAAAGCAAACUUGCUUAUGGUUUCUACUGUCAAACGUCAAUCUGUAUUUCGAACGGGCAUUGCUGGCAACUCUAUUUCAUUAUUAAUGUUGUCAUAUAAUAAAAAUUAACAAUGAUGUCGUCUUAUAACUUUAUAUAUAAAAUCGCUUAUUCAUUUCUACAUUAAAUGAAAUAAUUACCUCCUCUGCAAAAUUCAUUUGUAAUAAAUUUAAAAGGAUAUUUUUCCUAUGUUUUAGAGAUGUUCAGGCAGUUCUAAUUUCCCCACCUUAAGCUUGUAAAACCACCUAAUAAAAUAUAUCACUUUGUUGUUCAGUUACAAAUAAUUAUGCAUUUACGAUUGAAGAUUGGGUACUUAAUUUGAAAAGCAUACUGAAUGGAGCUUCGGAUUAUUUUCUCUACGGUAGAAAUUAAUUAUUCUAAAGCAUGCUCUUUCGCCGGUGUUCAGCUUCCGUUAAUAAAACGUUCAAUCUCGGCCUGUUUAAGAAAAUUAUCGAACUGAUGAAAGAAGAUAGCUAUUUUUAUUAUGCCACUUGCACUACAGUCUUCUCCUCUACUUUAUAUCUAAGAAUAUGGUCUGUAUUUUUAAAUUAAUAAAAUUAUCUUAUUUCUA